Messenger RNA from Rangifer tarandus platyrhynchus (Svalbard reindeer), 414 nucleotides. Lineage: Eukaryota; Metazoa; Chordata; Mammalia; Artiodactyla; Cervidae. The record is from the annotation of a GenBank genome assembly.
AUGGUCAGAUUGGCAGUGACCAGCCCCGGGGCUGCUGUGUGGAGGUGGAGCUACGUGGAGGCCAACAGGGAAGCCAUUGCAGGGUCCAGGAGACACGAGCAGGGGAUUGGGCCAGGGUGGCGGCAGAAGAGGUGCAGGGAAAGGCUAGACUGGAGAGCUGCUCAUUAUAAUACGAUAAGAAAACCCCACGACGGCAAGGGCUGGGUGGAAGUCCUCUCUUCAGCCUCACACCUGGCACGGGGAGGGCCCUGGCCGGUCCUGAUGAACACGUCUGUGGAGAGAAGGCACGUCCUCCUGAGUCAUCAGUUUCCUGGGGCUGAGCCCGGGCCCUGCUUGUCAGCAUAUUGCUCACUGAUCUGGAAAGCUUUCCUGUCGUCUAGACACUCCCAUCCCCGUUCUAAAGAGACCUUCUAA